This is a messenger RNA of Penaeus chinensis, 646 nucleotides long. Its product is annotated as cuticle protein AMP1B-like. Gene Ontology annotation, cellular component: chitin-based extracellular matrix. The transcript is spliced from 3 exons. Lineage: Eukaryota; Metazoa; Arthropoda; Malacostraca; Decapoda; Penaeidae. Gene Ontology annotation, molecular function: structural constituent of chitin-based larval cuticle. The coding region runs from base 1 to 501 and encodes 166 amino acids. The record is from RefSeq and is a predicted model, not a curated record.
AUGAUUAUUUCCUAUUCAGUGGCCGAUGCGCCUAAGAGGCCCGGGUAUAUAUACAACGUGCUGGCCGCCUCUCGGCCAACACAGUCUUUCAAGCAUUCAAGCACGAUGAAGCUGACCCUCCUCGUCUGCCUGGCUGGUGUCGUGGCCGCCUCGGCGCUACCCCAGGUGCAGGACCGGCACCCCGAGUACACCGCCGAGACCCUGGUGGACGAGCGCGAGGACCAAGGCGACGGCAACUUCAGGUACCGCUUCGAGACCAGCAACGGCAUCAACGCCCAGAAGGUUGGCACCCCUGGAUCCGAGGGCCAGAGCAACAUGCAAGGAAGCUUCAGCUUCCCCUUGACCGAUGGAGGAGUCGCUGAGUUCACUUACGUCGCUGACGAGAACGGUUACCAGCCCUCCUCCGACCUCCUGCCCGUCCCCCCUCCUCUCCCCCCUCACGUCCACAGACUUCUUGAGAUCGCGGAAGAGCAAAGGGCCCAGGGAAUCACGUUCGAAUAAUGAUCAAUAUCCUGAGACUCAACAAGCACACCAUGUACAUAAUACCUGUCUCCCCCUUAAACUCAAAGAAACUCUGUUGUUAAUAUAAGUGAAUAGAUACUAACUUUAUUGUCAAUAUACAUGGAUAAAUACGUUGCAUACUAAA